This is a messenger RNA of Helianthus annuus (common sunflower), 1826 nucleotides long. RefSeq names its product metal tolerance protein C4. The record is from RefSeq and is a predicted model, not a curated record. Gene Ontology annotation, biological process: transmembrane transport; zinc ion transport. NCBI's taxonomy places the organism in Eukaryota, Viridiplantae, Streptophyta, Magnoliopsida, Asterales, Asteraceae. Bases 284 to 1624 code for a protein of 446 amino acids. Gene Ontology annotation, cellular component: membrane. The transcript is spliced from 13 exons. Gene Ontology annotation, molecular function: monoatomic cation transmembrane transporter activity.
GUUAGCCAAUGUCACCUAAAAUAUCGCGAUUGUCAUGUUAGCCAUGUCCGUACCGACUCCAUUUGCUAGACAUAUUCGAAAAAAUGUCACAUCAGAAAUAAAAGUGUCCAUUAUUUAUGAUGUGAGGUGGUCACAAAGGUGAAACAAACCUUCACUGUGAGAAACCCUUUCCUGAAUCCUGCCUGAUCAAUAAUAUUAUCUUCAAAUCAAACCCUAGCAACCAACAAUGGUGAAAUCAUCAUGUAGUAGUAUUGCACAGUAACAAACACUAUCACUAGUCCUCAUGCCACUCCAUCGUUAUCUCUCUUUCCACUCUAACCUUCACCGCCGGCAUCUUUCCCCUCUCUUUGCCCUAAUUCUCCACCCUACCGCCGGUAACCGCCACAACAACCCGCCGUUAUCUCAUUCUUAUCAUCAUUUACCUUCUUCUAACCAUCAUCAUCUUGUUCCGGACUUUUCUACGCGUUCGUUACGUCGCCAUGACUCUUUUCCGGCCACCGAUAUUUUGAAUGACGCUAAUUACCGUUACUCUAUUCACCGGUGUUAUAUUACUAGACCUAAAAAAAUUAAGAAGAUAGAGGUUGAUGAUCAUAGUCAGCGAGCGGUUUCGACAGCCCUAUGGUGCAACUUUCUUGUGUUUUCACUCAAGUUUGGGGUCUGGAUUGCUACCUCAAGCCAUGUUAUGUUAGCUGAAGUUGUGCAUUCGGUUGCGGAUUUUGCAAAUCAGGCGCUUCUUUUAUACGGUUUAAACAGUUCGAAACGUGCUCCCGAUGCUCUUCAUCCGUAUGGUUAUUCCAAAGAAAGAUUUGUAUGGUCAUUAAUAUCCGCUGUUGGAAUCUUUUGUCUUGGUUCUGGCGCCACAAUCGUUCACGGUAUUCAAAAUUUGUGGACUUCACAGCCCCCCGAAAAUAUAACGUAUGCAGCUUUAGUGAUUGGUGGCUCAUUCAUUAUUGAAGGUGCUUCUCUUGCUGUGGCGGUGCAUGCUGUCAGAAAAGGCGCAGCUGCAGAAGGCAUGACAGUGCGAGACUACGUGUGGCGUGGACAUGAUCCGACAUCUGUUGCUGUCAUGACAGAGGAUGGUGCUGCAGUUACUGGUCUCGCAAUUGCUGCUGCAUCGCUAGUUGCUGUGAGGAUGACAGGGAAUCCUAUAUAUGAUCCUAUUGGUUCAAUCAUUGUUGGAAACCUUCUUGGAGUGGUGGCUAUAUUUCUGAUCCAGAGAAAUCGGCAUGCUUUAAUUGGUAGAGCAAUUGAUGAUCAUGAUAUGAAAAGGGUUCUUGAGCUUUUGAAAAACGACCCGGUUGUAGAUUCUGUAUAUGAUUGCAAAAGUGAGGUGAUUGGGCCUGGUUUUUUUAGAUUUAAAGCGGAAAUAGAUUUCAAUGGGGUGACAUUGGUACAGAACUAUCUUAGUCGAACCGGACCUGAAGAAUGGGCUAAAAAGUUUCGCAAUGCUGCAAAGGAGAAGGAUGAUGCAGAAAUGCUUAAGAUCAUGUCAUUCUAUGGUGAAGAGGUGGUUACGGCGCUCGGUAGUGAAGUCGAUAGGCUUGAGAAGGAAAUACAGGAAAUCGUUCCUGGCAUUAGACAUGUUGAUAUUGAGGCCCACAAUCCGAUCAUCCCGCCGCCAUGAAUAGCAGGAAAUCGUUCAAUGGCAUUAUUAUUGUUAUUAUGGUCAUUAUUAUGUAGAUUCGGAUGGCUGAAUUUUGAUCUCCAUGGUGAAAUAAAACACAGAAUGUUGUUAAAGAAAUAGAAAAUUACACUCGCGGUCCUUGUAAUUUUGUUCAUUUGUUUUGAAGAUCUGAUUGCCUUAAUUCAAAAGCUAUCUUUGUUCA